Messenger RNA from Cladophialophora immunda, 2467 nucleotides. Its product is annotated as T-complex protein 1, eta subunit. The coding region runs from base 57 to 1736 and encodes 559 amino acids. The record is from RefSeq and is a predicted model, not a curated record. Gene Ontology annotation, biological process: protein folding. The transcript has 3 exons. Gene Ontology annotation, molecular function: ATP binding; ATP-dependent protein folding chaperone; ATP hydrolysis activity. Lineage: Eukaryota; Fungi; Ascomycota; Eurotiomycetes; Chaetothyriales; Herpotrichiellaceae. Gene Ontology annotation, cellular component: chaperonin-containing T-complex.
GUGGGGGAGUGCUCGAUAUAUUGUGAAACUCCCUCGAGACAGUUGUAGGACUAAGGAUGGCAGCUUUCGGUGGACAGACGCCCACGAUCAUCGUGCUCAAAGAAGGCACCGACGCCUCUCAAGGCAAGCCCCAGGUGAUUUCCAACAUAAAUGCCUGUCUCGCUGUGCAAAACACUAUCAAAAGUACCCUUGGACCCUAUGGAGGCGACUUACUCCUCGUCGAUGCCAACGGCAAACAGACAAUCACAAAUGACGGGGCAACAGUGAUGCGCCUGCUUGACAUAGUGCACCCUGCUGCCAGGAUCUUAACGGACAUAGCGCGGAGUCAAGAUGCAGAAGUGGGCGAUGGAACUACCUCCGUCGUUGUGCUGGCGGGAGAAAUAUUGAAGGAAGUGAAAGAGUUGGUUGAGCAAGGAGUAUCUACGCAGACCAUUGUCAAGGGACUGAGGAGGGCAAGUGCGAUGGCGAUAAACAAGAUCAAAGAGAUCGCCGUGAGUGUGGAUGACGGUGCCAACAAGAGAGAGACACUCCGAAAACUGGCAGCCACGGCGAUGAGCAGUAAACUCAUUCACCGGAAUUCGGGUUUCUUCACCAAAAUGGUCGUCGACGCAGUCCUCAGCCUCGAUCAAGAGGACCUGAACGAGAAACUUAUCGGCAUCAAGAAAAUCACUGGCGGCGCAUUGGAAGACUCCCUAUUUGUCGACGGUGUGGCCUUCAAGAAGACCUUCUCCUACGCCGGCUUUGAACAACAACCUAAAUCUUUCAAGAACCCUAAGAUCGUAUGUCUGAACGUCGAACUCGAGCUGAAGGCAGAGAAGGACAAUGCAGAGGUACGGAUCGAUCAGGUAUCGGAAUACCAGGCGAUUGUGGAUGCCGAGUGGCAGAUCAUUUAUGACAAGAUGGAGGCAUUAUACAAGACGGGUGCGAAGGUGGUGUUGUCGAAGCUGCCAAUCGGAGAUCUGGCGACUCAGUACUUCGCCGACAGGGAUAUCUUUUGUGCGGGCCGUGUCGCCUCUGACGAUUUGGAGCGCGUGUGUCAGGCAACUGGAGCUGUCACACAAAGCACCUGCAGUGACAUCCUGCCGGCGCAUUUGGGGACGUGUGGACUAUUCGAGGAGCGCCAAAUUGGUGGCGAGCGGUAUAACCUGUUCAGCCAUUGUCCAGAAGCCAAGACGUGUACGUUGAUUCUGAGAGGUGGAGCCGAGCAGUUCAUUGCCGAAGUUGAGCGGUCGCUGCACGAUGCUAUCAUGAUUGUCAAGCGGGCUCUGAAGAAUCAUACCAUCGUCGCUGGUGGUGGCGCCACCGAGAUGGAAAUUUCAGGGUACCUGCACCGAUUUGCGGACAAGAAUGUGCCCCACAAGCAACAGGCGGUGGUAAAGGCAUUCGCAAAGGCCUUGGAGUGCAUACCACGACAGCUGUGUGACAACGCAGGUUUCGACGCCACCGACAUCCUCAAUCGACUGCGGGUGGAACACAGAAAAGGAAACACCUGGGCAGGCGUGGACUUCGACCACGAAGGAGUGCGGAAUAACAUGGACGCCUUCGUCUGGGAACCUGCUCUGGUCAAGGUGAAUGCCGUCUCCGCAGCUGUGGAGGCAGCAUGCCUGAUCCUGAGCGUCGACGAGACAAUCAAGAACGAGGAGAGUCAAGGUCCGCAAGCGCCGGCGAGAGGGUUGCCACCUGGUGCCGCACAGCGAGCAUUAAGAGGGAGAGGCAGGGGGAUGCCGAGGAGGUGAAGAAUUCCAAGUCUAGACACGGCUGCGUUUGGACAUAGGGAGUUCACAGUUUCAUCGGCUUCCCUCUGAGCGGACAUGCAAACAUGGUCCACGCAUACGGACCUGCGGCGCAGGGACAUGAGUAUCUAUGAGGAAUGAAAAAGGAGUCCACGCAUGAUACCACUGAAUAUCCGACUUCUCUCGGCACUUGGGAACGACGUAUUGCCAUCACGAAACAGAUUUCAAAACAACCACUUUCGAGGUGAUGAUAAUCUCGGUUUCUACUACUUCUGCCUGUUUCAGUGCUGGCGGCAGCACAUGUUACUCUUCUCCAGCGCAAUGGAAACACAUGCGGAAAACCAAGUGCUGCAAGACUGAGAUACGAAAGUGCCCUCGACCGACCGGCGCUCAGCAUGUUUAGCUGAAGGCAUUGGCUGAAGAAGAUGUCGGGUCGGCGAGUGAUUGACGUGUCAGGACAUAGAGUAGUUGGUUACGCGAAGGGACUUCGAGACGGCUUGCUGCACCGGACCCUCAGCCUCGUGAAUAGAUAAAAGUAUUAGGACACAAAGGCCAGGGGCCAAGUCCCUCGAGAUCACGGUAUGUACCGAGCUUACCUCCCAUCCACCAUGGCGCCGGAACCAUUCGCGAGGCGCCGGAAAAAUUCACUCGCUUCUGUAAGCCACUUCACUAAGCAAUAUAUAAGGGGGCCCCCUGUACUUUUGUCCACUGAUCGUAUCGGCACCCUCUGCCCC